UUACACCGCAACGAUAUUCUUUGUUUCUCUUUCAUCUUCGGACUCCUAUCUAAUGAUCCGGACGUAAUCCUGGUAAUCCUGGACGGGAAGAAUAAAAAAGGGAGAGUUCCUUGCUUCAUUUUUAUAAAUGGUAUUAGGAUUUUAUCUAUUCCACUGACAAAAAGAAGAUCAGAAGGGGCUAUACCCAUAGCUGCUAACUACAGACUCAUUGAUGCAGUUGUGAGCAACUGCAUUAACAGCAACAUAAAUAAGAUAUAUGCUCUCACACAAUUCAACUCUACUUCUCUCAAUUCCCACCUGUCAAGAGCCUAUUCUGGAGCAGGUCUUGGGAAAGAGGGGUUUGUCCAAGUGAUUGCAGCAUAUCAGAGCCCUGAAGAUCAGGGUUGGUUUCAGGGAACUGCUGAUGCUAUAAGAAGAUGCCUAUGGGUCCUAGAAGAGUAUCCAGUGGCUGAAUUUCUGAUCCUUCCUGGCCACCAUCUCUAUAAAAUGGACUACCAAAAGGUGAUAGAAUCCCACCGCAGCAGAAAAUCGGAUAUAACUAUUGUUGCUUCAAAUGGCAUUACCGUGAGAGAUCAAGACCCAGGUUUUGGUGUACUGAAAAUAAAUGCAGAAAAUCAAGUCAUGCAGUAUAGUUUGAAGUCAGACACAGAACCCGUAAACUAUACGGCAGAAACUUUGUCUAGAUUCAAUGAUACCAGUUAUAGCAAUAUUCCAAGUAUGGGAAUCUACCUCAUCAACAGAGCUACAAUGGUAAAUCUUCUGAAUAAACAUUUCCCUAAGGCAAAUGACUUUGGAAGUGAAGUGAUACGAGGUGCAAUAUCUCUAGGAAUGAAGGUUGAGGCAUAUUUGUUUGAGGGCUAUUGGAAGGACAUGAGGAGCAUUGAAGCAUUUUACCAAGCAAACAUGGAAUGCGUAAAGAAAUCAAACAUGGGAUACAACUUCUGUGAUAGAGAUUCCCCUGUCUACACUAUGCCUCGAUGUCUGCCUCCUACCCUUGUUAGUGAUGCCGUGAUAACAGAUAGUGUCAUUGGAGAUGGUUGCAUUCUCAAUAGGUGCAAGAUCAAACGUUCAGUGGUGGGAAUGAGGACGAAAAUUGGAGAUGGGGCAAUCAUAGAAGACUCGGUGAUCAUGGGAUCUGACGUCUAUCAGAUUGAAGAUGGGCAUGAGAGCAGCAUCGAGGGCAUCCCGAUGGGAAUUGGUGAGAAUACUCAAAUUAGAAAAGCCAUUAUAGAUAAGAACGCGAGGAUCGGGAAAAAUGUUAAGAUCAUCAACAAAGAUAAUGUGGAAGAAGGGGACAGGGAGGCCAAUGGUUACGUAAUCAGUGGGGGAAUUAUGGUCCUUCUUCGGAGCGCAGAAAUUCCGGAUGACAGCGUCUUAUGA
This is a messenger RNA of Durio zibethinus, 1380 nucleotides long. The record is from RefSeq and is a predicted model, not a curated record. NCBI's taxonomy places the organism in Eukaryota, Viridiplantae, Streptophyta, Magnoliopsida, Malvales, Malvaceae.